Messenger RNA from Pteropus alecto (black flying fox), 4354 nucleotides. Its product is annotated as superoxide dismutase [Cu-Zn]-like. NCBI's taxonomy places the organism in Eukaryota, Metazoa, Chordata, Mammalia, Chiroptera, Pteropodidae. Gene Ontology annotation, molecular function: copper ion binding; superoxide dismutase activity. Gene Ontology annotation, cellular component: nucleus; cytosol; mitochondrion. The transcript has a single exon. The record is from RefSeq and is a predicted model, not a curated record. Bases 3882 to 4277 code for a protein of 131 amino acids. Gene Ontology annotation, biological process: removal of superoxide radicals.
UCUCUCUCUCUCUCUCUCUCUCUCUCUCAUACACACACACACACACACACACACACAGAAAAGUCUGAUUAUUUUCGGGUUUUCUUCUGAUUCAUCGAUCUUUUGUUUGUGCUUAUUUUAAGUAUCACUCUAUUUUAGUCAUUAUGGCUUUAUUGUAUGUUUUGAUAGCUGAAGGGUUUUUCCCAUUUACUUAAAAAAUUUCUUUGUCAUGCACUUAUUUUUUUUAUGAGCUUCAGAAUCAGUUUUUCAAGUUCUAUUUUUAAAUAUUCCAAUGAGAUUUUGAUCGGAUUGCUUUCAUUUAUAGAUUGCACUUAGGAGAAUGGACAUUUUCCUCAUCCUGACUUUUCCCAAUCAGGAACAUUGUACUUAUUUUCAUUUUGUUAGGUUCAUUUUUCUUACUCCUUUAGAAAAGUUCAAAAUAGCCUAAAAGUAGACUUGCAAAGUAAAAGGGUGUAUGUGUUCCUAAAGCCUUUCACUUCGUGCCUUGUUCUCUCUUGUCUCGGCAACCCCACACUUUGUGUGUGGGGGCCUAUUUCCCAGCACUCCUCCAGGGUACAGCAUUCUUGUUUGGGUGCUGGGCUUACUCAUUCAGUGGCCACUUCACAGUAUAGCAGGUACUAGACUUCAGGCCAACUGCCCCAUGGAAUAAGCAGUUUUUCUGGCCUUAUCUGCACUUGGAAUGAACACUUUUAUUAAAACAUAGUCAAGAUUUCCCAGCAGGAGUGGCUAGGAGACUCAUCUGCCUGGGGAGAUGGCUCAGCGCACAGAGAAUACCUCUAUUACUCUGUUAGUGAUUCUGGACCUUCCUGCACCAAGAGCUUUUAAAAUGCACAUUCUUGCCUUCAUCCAAAUAUCAAGACUGAUUCAUAGCACGUUUUAGAUGGGACUCAGGAAUCUGCAAUUUACAUUAACCCCUCCCAGCCCCAUCAGUGACCCUGGUCCAGGAGGCCCUGCACCACAGCUGGAGGCCUUGGUUACUGGUGGGUCUCAUGCUGAUUUUGAGCAUUGUUCACUGAUCUGAAAAUGUCUGUUGCCUUUUCAGAAGUAAGGAAACGCACGUAAAAUGCCUCUUAGAUCCUUAACAAUUCAAAUCAUGUAGGUAUUAACUUUUGUAGUUUUACUGAUUAUUUCAGAAUGAAAGCAUCACCCACCUGUUAUUCAGCAGGGCUGUGCAGGCUUUAUUGACGAGGCCCAAUAUAACUGUGGAAAAGUGCAGGUAGACUAAUUAUUAAAGUCAGUCUAUUGAUAUCGUGGGCUAGGUUACAGCAUGUGGAAUUUUUACUUAGAGCUGCUGCUGCUUGUAAUUGGACUUGGUUAUUAGCACACUGACGUAAUGGCUGCUAUUGAAAGAAGACUACCACUGGCAAUUUAUUCUUUGUAAUUUUUCCUUAUUGAUCUGAAAGAAAAGGUAAGGAGAUUCAGCCAAAAUGACUGAUUUUCUGUUUCUAGGCAGAUCUGCUGAGCCUGGGAGAAUCCCCAUGAUAUGGAGCUCGUAUCACUUGAAAAGUACAGGAGGAGUUUACAAGGAACUGAAUUUAUUUUGUUAGCAGGAUUUGGCCUGGCCUUCUGCAUUCAUUUUUUAAUAAAUAUUUUUCACUCCUGUGAGGACAGUUUUACAGUUGAGAGACCAAGAGUGAGAAAGGUUACAUAUUAGUAAAGCCCAACAAAGCAUCUGUAUUGAGUCCCUUUCUUGGCUUUUAAACAGAUUUUUCUCAUGGGAAGGCAGGAUGUAUUCCUUCCUGCUAGCUGGCGACUUUUGACUUAUAUGAUAUGUAUUUUUUCACUUCUGAUGUUCUGAUUCGAGUUAGUUUUCUGAUGUAGCAAGUGUGUCCAGCCCAUCCUUGCAUGCGCUUGUCUGAAGAAACAACAGCAAGAAAAGCAGGGCCUGCCCUGGAGUAGUUAAGUAAGAGCUGUUCUGAGGUCAGGUUGUACGAGCUCACGGACAGGUCACUGAAUGGCUCCUUGAACAAGCGGUGCCUUAGAGUUCCCGUGUUUAGCAGCAGUGCUGCACUGGACGCUGAGUGUGGAGACGAGAGCACAGGCUCCGAGUCCCGUCCUCCUUGUGCCUUUUCCUGCCAGUGGAAGCUGAGUGACCUCAGCAGGUCCUGCCACUACCCCGAGUGCUGUCACAGUGCCUGUGUGUGGGUGUAACAGGGACCAAAUGCAGCCAUCAGCACCCUGUAGGCCGGAGAACCUCUACAUCCACCGUCUACUCAUCCAGCCUCUCCAGAUGCUGCUGAUAGCCCCAAAGGGACCAAAUGCCAGUUUGGUUUUUGUAAAAGUGCUUUUUAAAAAAGUUUUAAUAAAGUAAACUUUAAUAAAGUAAAAUAUGUAAAGAAAAGCCCACAGUCAUAUGCAGCUUGAUGAAUUUUACAAAGUAAACGUACCUGUGUGCUCUGGUCUAGGAAUCAGCACUGUUAGCCUCGCAGAAGCCCCGUGUGCCCACCCCCAAGUACAGAUUAGGUUUACUAGGCUUGAACAUCAUGUAAAUGGACUCUUACGGAAUAUACUCUCGUGUCUGGCUUUUUUCACAGAACAUUAUUUGUGAGAUUCAUCUAUGUUGCAUAUGGUAAUAGUUUGUUCAUUUUGGUGCUGUAUAACAUUCCAUUAUAGAAAUAUGCCACUGGUUUAACUGGUAGUGGGCAUUGGAAAGUUACCAGUUUCCGGUUAUUACAAAUGGUGCUGCUGUCAAUAUUCUUUUAUGCAUCUUGUGGUGAACAUGUAUAUGCGUUUCCAUUAAGUGUAUGUCUAAGAGUAGAAUGAGGUUGUAGGGUGACCCGCGUUCACUUGUAGCAUGCCCUGGCAAGCUGUUUUCCACACUAGUGCUGCUGAUUUUCAGCACUACGAGCCAGGCCAGUGCUUGACAUUUUCAGUUUAUUUUGUUUUUGCCAUUUUGGUGGUGUUUCUGUAGCACAUUUGACAACAAAUAGACACUUGGUAAUCUUUUAUUGUCUUCAUUUAUGCACAUUCUUCAGCCUGGCAGCAUUUACUUGACAUCAUAACAGUUUGAAAAUGAGAGGAAAAAUCAUAGGGUUACUAACAUCAAGAAGACCAAAGCUUAAAUGAAGAGUUAUUGUUGGCUUCCUUAUUUUAUGUUGGAUGUAUAUGACUAGCUUUAAAAGAUAGUUUGAGAUACCUUCAGUCUCUAUCUUCAGUGGGAGGUGCCUGCAAAAUGCCCUGAUUUUUGGAAAAAAAAUGAUUCGGCAACAGAGAUUCUAUAUACUAACUUUUUAUUUUUAUAAAAUAUACACUCUCCUCUUCCCUGACUACAUUUCCUCUAGAGGAUAAAGAAGAAAAGCGGGUGGGUGUGUUUUAAAUGUGUGCACCUGUGUGAGUUUGAGGGGAGUUAAACACCAAAGACAGCAUCUGCCUACUUACUCUGUCACUCACAGUACAGAAGCUUUUACCAUGUUUCACAGUGGAGGACCUGCAGAGGGGCUAGGGAGAGGAAAUAGAUUGAAAGAAUUACCUUUUUCCUCCUAUUUAAACAAAUGAGCGGAUGAUAAUUGAAGGUAUAUCUGUGAUUAUCACCAAAAGCAACCUCGAAAUAGUGAAACUCUAGAAAGGCUAGUGUUUUAGCCUGCUCAGACUGCUAUGACAAUACCGUAGACUGGGGGGCUUAAACAACAGACAUUGAAAUUGAUUUCUCCCAGUCUUGGAGGCUAGAAGUUUCAAGAUUAAGGUGCCAGUGGAUUCAGUGUCUGGCGAGGGCCCCUUUUCUGCUUCAUAGACAGCUGUCUUCUUGCUGUGCCCUCACAUGGCCUUUCCUUGCUCAUGGAGAGAGUUCUCUCUUCUUGUUAUGAAGGCAAUGAUCUCCUUGGUGUCUCCUGCAGCGUCUCGGCUGCUUUCAGAGCUGAGACUGGAGUGUGCCCCUGCGAGUCAUGGCUACUAGGGCUGUGUUUGUGCUGAAGGACGAUGGCCUCAGGCAGAGUACCAUCUAUUCUGAGCAGAAGGGAAAUGGGUCAGUCGUGGUCUUGGGAUCCAUCACAGGAUUGACUGAAGACGAGCAUGGAUUCCACGUUCAUCUGUUUGGAGAUAAUAUACAAGGCUGUACCAGUUCAGGUCCUCACUUUAAUCCUCUAUCCAAAACACAUCAUGGGCCAAAGAAUCAAGAGAGGCAUGUUGGAAACCUGGGCAGUGUGGCUGCUGGCAAAGAUGGCGUGGCUAAUGUAUCUGUUGAAGAUUCUUUGAUUGUACUCUCAGGAGACCAUUCCAUCAUUGGACACACAAUGGUGGUCCAUGAAGAACCAGAUGACUUUGGGCAAAGGUGGAAAUGAUGAAAGUAAAAAGACAGGAAAUGCUGGAAAUCAUUUGGCUUGUGUAAUUGGGAAUGCCCAAUAAACAUUCCCUAGGA